GAAAACUUUCCAUAGUGCGUACGCAGCGAACAUAGAUACAAAAGUAUCUUGGCGACAAUAACAAAAGUGACAGUGAAUAGCAAAAGAUACAAGUUAAAGCAAAGUCUAGUAAUACAUCCAAGCUACUAAAGAUACUCAAAUAUCUAUACUUUGCACUCUGAGAUACAAUAUCUAUACUUUGCCAAUGUGGAUACAGCGUUUGCGAUGCUCGACGGCUGCGUCGAUCACUCGUCAAAGCUUAAGAAGCUUUGCAGCAGCGAGCAGCAGCAAUAAUACAAAUUUUGAUAGCGGCAAUCAUGAGACAACAGCUGUGGAUGAUCGACAUCCGUUGAAGGGCAUUCGCGUAUUGGAUUUGACCCGCAUCGUUGCCGGCCCUUAUUGCACCAUGGUGCUGGGCGAUUUGGGUGCGGAGGUGAUCAAAGUGGAGCGUCCGCAUUUCGGAGACGAGGCACGCAAAUGGGGACCGCCAUUUCUCCAGCACAGUGGGGAUGCUGCCUAUUUUCUCGCUCAGAAUCGCAACAAGCAAAGCGUUUGCAUUGACGUGAAGCGUGGUCAGAAAAUCAUGCACGAACUGAUCGAACGUUGUGAUGUACUUGUGGAGAACUACGUGCCUGGCACCUUAGAUCGCUAUCAGCUGGGCUAUGAGCAAGUGCGUCAGGUUAAUCCUCAGCUCAUCUAUUGCACUAUAAGUGGCUACGGUUCGGUGGGACCUUAUGCCAAGCGACCCGGCUACGAUGUGAUCGCUUCGUCCAUGGGCGGACUUUUGCACAUCACGGGCCAGCGCGAUGGACCGCCCAGCAAAGUGGGCGUGGCCGUCACGGAUAUAGCCACCGGAUUGUAUGCGCAUGGCGCGAUUUUGGCCGCUUUACUGCAACGUCAACGCACUCAGCGGGGUCAAAAGAUCGAUGUCGAUCUGUUGUCCACUUGCGCAUCGCUUCUGAUCAAUGUUGGGAGUAAUUAUUUGAAUGCGGGCACCGAGGCAAAGCGUUGGGGCACAGCUCACUCCAGCAUUGUGCCGUAUCAGAGCUUCAAGACUGUGGACGGUUAUUUAACUGUGGGAGCUGGCAGCGAUGCUCAGUUUGUGGAGCUUUGUCAGCGACUCAAGAUCGAUGAGGUUCCGCAGAAUGACAAAUUCAAAACGAACAAGGAUCGUGUGAAAAAUCGUGAAGAACUUGUCGAGUUGCUAUCGAAAAUACUAUCAAAAGAUACUUCGAAAAACUGGAUGAAUCAUUUUGAGGGCGCAUCCUUUGUGGUGGGUCCUGUGAACAGCAUUCGCGAAGUGUUCGACGAUGAGCAUAUCAAAGCUAUUGGCCUGGUCAAAACGUUGCCUCACGCCAAGGACGAAAGUGUCAAGGUUGUUGGUCCACCUGUUGUCUACAGUGAAGCUCGCAAUGAUGCACGCACUGCGCCUCCCAUGUUGGGUGAGCACACGGAUGAAGUGCUAAGCAAACUGUUGGGUUAUGAUGCUGACAAAAUCGCCAGUCUACGCGAACAGCGCAUUAUUCAGUAAUAUAUAGUAUAUAUGGAAAAUCGUUUGUAUAUAUUAUAAUAAAGUAAACUUUUGAAUCUUUUUUU
Molecule: messenger RNA, 1575 nt
Organism: Drosophila nasuta
Lineage: Eukaryota; Metazoa; Arthropoda; Insecta; Diptera; Drosophilidae
Product: succinate--hydroxymethylglutarate CoA-transferase
Exons: 1
Coding region: 185-1510 (441 amino acids)
Cellular component (GO): mitochondrion
Molecular function (GO): succinate-hydroxymethylglutarate CoA-transferase activity
Source: RefSeq, a predicted model, not a curated record